UAUGACUCAAAAGCUUGAAGAUAUAGAUUUAAACUCAGUAAUAUGGAAAUCUACACGAAACGAAGGACUCGAUAUUGAGUAUGCACUGCCAAUUCCUCGAGCAAUAGCUGAUGCAGUUUUACAAGAGCUUGAAGAAACUCUGACAUAUUUUACAGGAGAUUUAGCGACAGUAAAGGUUUUUGGUAAAGUCCAUCCUUUGCCUCGUCAACAAGUCGCAUACGGCGAUCCUGGUAUAACAUACAGAUACUCAGGAACCACAGUGCCGGCCCUGCCGUGGCCGCAGCCUGUCUUAUCGCUAAGAGAUUUCCUUUUCAAACUGAAGGGUAUUAAAUACGAUUUUGUUUUAGUCAACAAGUAUAGAAAUGGUUCAGACCAUAUGGGAGAACACAGAGAUAAUGAACCUGAAUUAGACCCUACGAUGCCCAUAGCUUCUAUCUCUUUUGGACAAGAAAGACCCUUUGUUCUGAAACAUAAGGACGCAAGAAAACCUGGACCACAAAGAAAAAAUAUAUAUCCAGUAAUGCUAAAGCUAGAACAUGGAAGCGUGCUGCUAAUGAAUCCUCCAACGAACGAAGUUUGGUAUCAUAGUUUGCCCACGCGCAAGAAACUAUUGGGCGCAAGAAUAAACUUGACGUUUCGUAAAAUGCGAAAGAAUCUCAUAAAAUAAAUAAUUAACCUUUUUGAAACGCUGA
Maniola jurtina (meadow brown) is the source of this 692-nucleotide messenger RNA. RefSeq names its product DNA oxidative demethylase ALKBH2-like. Lineage: Eukaryota; Metazoa; Arthropoda; Insecta; Lepidoptera; Nymphalidae. The transcript has 4 exons. Gene Ontology annotation, biological process: DNA repair. Bases 2 to 667 code for a protein of 221 amino acids. The record is from RefSeq and is a predicted model, not a curated record.